Molecule: messenger RNA, 2833 nt
Organism: Chara braunii
Lineage: Eukaryota; Viridiplantae; Streptophyta; Charophyceae; Charales; Characeae
Source: the annotation of a GenBank genome assembly
AAAGAGAGGGGGGGCUCAGGGGGCACAGAUCAGAUGCUGACGCUCGACGUUAAGGAUGGGGAAGCAUAAGCUGAUUCGUACGUUGCAUGUGGGUGGGCGUCAGAUUCUCGAAGGCAAGGAUCUUCUUCUUGCCCCACCUCUGGUGCAAUUCAAUGUUCAUCCAGUCAAUCCGUGGAUCGUCUUCAUUACAGGAGGAAAUCAUGUGCAAUUGUGGGACUAUGAAGACGGGCGACGUCUCACAAGCUGGGUGCCAAAAGCAGUCGGCAGCUCGCUUUACUGGCCUACCUUCGUCGGUCAGAAAGAUUGGAUAUUGGUAGAGGAUAGUGGUAGAAUCCGCGUGCUCGAAUUUGUAAAUAUAAGGUUCUUUCCGGACAUAAAAUGUAUCGCGACACUCAAGUCGGGUAGAAGUGAACUUCGAUGUAUGGCGGUCCAUCCCACCUUGCCGUAUCUUUUAACAGGCUUCCAGCACAAGCAUGUCGAGCUCUGGAAUUUCGACAAGGAAUGGGAAAAAACGCAGUAUAGAGGUCAUUACAAAAGAGUACAUACCGUGGCCUUCAACCACAACACUGAUAUCUUUGGCAGUGCUGCAAAUGAUGGCACCGUUAAGAUCUGGAGGAUUGGCACGAUGGCGGUGGUGCAGACAAUAAGCGGUUGCAGGGGACUCUGCAGCAUGGAGUUUUGCAGCGAUGACAAGCAGUCGCUGCUGGUCACAGGUUUCGACGACGGUAGCGUAAGAGUGUGGAAUUACCUCAUGGCGGUAUGUGUGGGUGAGUUGGAACGGCAUAAUGGUACCGUUAGGGCGGCAUUUUUCCAGCCAAACAUGCCGUACAUCUUUAGCGUGUCGGAGGACGGAGAAGUCAAAGUGUCGUCUGCGUCCGACUAUGCGGUAUUGACUUCGUACAGGAGCGGAUUGCAAGAGGUCUGUAGUAUGGCUCCUGGCAGACAAUCUGGUACAGUUGUCGUUGGCGGUGAAAGCGAAUUCGUUGUGCUGAAAUUGGUUCUACCGGCAUACUUCUUAUAUGAGGAAGAAGACUCUGAGAAGGAGAGAGGUUCCUUCUGCGAUGGAAGCAGUUGGCCACACGAUCCCAUGCAGGUUGUCACAGAGGAAGUAAGGCCAGAGGAAGAAGCUGAAGAUUUAACCCCGGAGCACAGGCUAGAUUAUCUACGCAGCAGAAACGACGAGGAAGAGAGACAAAAGGAUUCCUUUUAUGGUGAAAACGAUGACGCGGAGGGUUUAUUACAGCAGCCUUGCUAUUCGACGAUGCACGAUCAUUUCGAAGACGAAGGAAGGAGUCCACAGGAAGAUGCAUGUCGGGAGGAUGUGCGUGUAGGGUUUGCACAUAGGGAAGAAUCGGUCGAAGAGGGAGGGAGGCAACGGGACGAUGCAGUUCAGGAGGAGGUGGCGGUAGAUUUUCACGAAAGGGAAGAUGCAGCUGAAGAGGGAGCGAGGCAACAUGAAGGUUUAUUGCGGGAGGAGGUGGCAGUAGAUUUUGUGCUCAGGAAAAAAGUGAAGGAAGAGAGACAAACAGAUUCUUUCGUUGAGAAUGACCGCACAUUUCGGCAGGAGGCGGUGGUACAUCUUCCACACAGGACAAGUCUUAGAGUGAAGGAAGAGAUACAAACAGACUCUUCUGAUAGAAAUGACUGCACACGACACACGGGCGAUCUGCGCCAGGCUGUGAAGGCGGCGGUGCGGAAGGAAGAUGUAUUAGGGGCCGAAAUCCAGUGUUUGCGUGCGGAACAUAGUGCGUUGAUGGAAUACGUGGCAGCGGCGAUGGCGAGGGACCACCAACAGAUAGUGGAAGCCAACGUACAGAUGCAAGGCAUGGCAGCAGGGAUGGCAAUGAUCCAGCAACAGAUGGCGAGGGCUCAGCAGCAGAUGGCGAGGGCUCAGCAGCAGAUGGAAGACAGGACGGCAGCCGUGGAGAGGGCCAAGCACCACCUGAAGAGGAGGAUUGAAGAGAUACAUGAAAGGCAUUUCAGAGGUGUCGUAGACAAGGAGGAGGAGGAGAAGGAGGAGGAGGUGAGGGAAGUAGAAAGUAAAGAGAGGAGGACGAGCAGGAAGAGGAUCGAGAGAGGAGGAAGGAGAAGAGGGGGAAAGGAGGACAAUGGCGAGGAGAGGGGGCAGAGGAGGCAAAGGAGGCGGAGGAGGCAGAGGAAGCAGACAAGGAGGCGGCGGCGGAGGAACCGGAGGAGGCACAGGAGGCAGAGGAGGAGGGGAAGGAAAGAGAAGAUAGGAAAGGAGGAGGAGCAGGAGGAGGAGAAGAAGAGGAGCACAACGACAAGGAGAGGCAUCAAGGAAGAGGAGGAAGAGGAAGUCCGAGGAGGAAGAGGAAGUCCGAGGAGGAGGAGGAGGAGGAGGAGGAGGAGGAGGAGGGGAAGCACAAUGACAAGGAGAGGCAUCCGGGCAAAGGACGAAGAGAAAGCCAGAGGAGGAGGAGGAGGAGGAGGAGGAGACAGGGAAGGAGGAGGAGGAGGAGACAGGGAAGGAGGAGGAGGAGAAGACAGGGAAGGAGGAGGAGGAAUGUAAAUAGGUUCUGUCAAUAUCAAGGUUGCAUGGAGUCUGUAUUUUUUUUCUUGUACAGUUCUUGGUCCCAGGUGUGUGCAAGGCAGGUUCUCUUUUUUUGGGUGUAGGUUCGGUUUCAUUUCUCUUUUUCUUUUUCACAACAUGAUAUGCAUUUGGGGUUCCACAGGUAGGUAAUACUGCUUUACUUAUUUAUUUAUUUUUUUGGGCAACUUAAUGUUGUAAGCAAUCGGUUUUGUAGAGUUUACAAGUUUCUUGCCGAUGUGACAGAAAGGAGAGAAACGAAAAGCGAGUUGUAGCACCUAGACG